Molecule: messenger RNA, 375 nt
Organism: Aspergillus niger
Lineage: Eukaryota; Fungi; Ascomycota; Eurotiomycetes; Eurotiales; Aspergillaceae
Exons: 3
Coding region: 1-375 (124 amino acids)
Source: RefSeq, a predicted model, not a curated record
AUGGAAGAAUCCCGAGGUGGAGGGGCGGUGUCGCACCAAGGAUGGUUGGCCGGUGAACAAAUUAUAAGAUGGAGGGUAUAUGCCAAAAGGUACCAAGGAAAUAAGCAAAACACCAGACAGGACCGAGAUGGGAUGGGAGGGGGAAGGCCAAGAGGUCGUCAAUCAUACCCAGUCAGGCAGGCUGCAGGAAAGAGGCAGCAGUUACCGCAAGUGAGGAGGGAAAAGAGGCAAAACCAAAACAGAGAGGAAGAAGAGGAAGAAGCAAUUGUCAAGAUGGAACUGACAGAGAACGUGGAUCCCGAUCGGGCCUGUCACAUGGAGGGGGUUGCCGAUCACGAGGCAUACAGCGAGAGACCCUUUUGGAGACCAGACUAG